Messenger RNA from Aspergillus mulundensis, 1674 nucleotides. RefSeq lists its product as uncharacterized. The transcript has 10 exons. Gene Ontology annotation, biological process: translation. The coding region runs from base 1 to 1674 and encodes 557 amino acids. Lineage: Eukaryota; Fungi; Ascomycota; Eurotiomycetes; Eurotiales; Aspergillaceae. Gene Ontology annotation, cellular component: cytosol; ribosome; nucleus. Gene Ontology annotation, molecular function: peptidyl-prolyl cis-trans isomerase activity; structural constituent of ribosome; protein binding. The record is from RefSeq and is a predicted model, not a curated record.
AUGGAGCGGCUGGAGGCCGCUGCCCUUCCAAUGGACGAGUGCUGCCUGAUUUCGCAGGCCGCAGCUGCUCUGACCGGGGUCGGUGGCCGGGAAAACUCCCCUCCGGCAAUCUUUCGAGCCGCAGAUGUUGAUCGGACGGCUGCUGUCGGCGGAGUUACAGGACCAGCACAUACAGUCAAGAUGAUUCAGUUAAAGACGCUGCUAAAUUGCAUCGACAACUCCGGUGCCGCCGUGGUGGAAUGCGUGAACGUCCUAAAAAAGAAACGCGCCGCAACAGUCGUUCUCCGUGAUUUAGGUGACCGGAUUGUUAUUGUCGUCCAAAAACAGCGAAACUUCGGCCCCGAAGGCACAAGCAGCACCGGUAUUGCCAACAAGGUUCGCCGAGGAGAUAUCCGCCACGCCGUCGUCGUUCGAGUGAAGAAGGAAAUGCAGAGGCCAGACGGAACUCUCGUCAGGUUCGAUGACAACGCCUGCGUGCUUGUGAACAAGGCUGGAGACCCGAUCGGAACCAGAAUGAACGGAGUCGUGGCUACGGAACUCCGGGGGAGACAGUGUGGCAGCAGACAUAGUAAAGUUUCUGAAAGACAGUUAGACACCGAGCACCGAACAAUCCAGAGAUUCAAGGUGCUCACCAUUCCGGUUUCCGCAGACCGCUGCUGGGACUGGAAGAAUACUGCCUCAGGAUGCGCACACUUCGGACAGACCUUGUUGGAUCGAGGGAGCUGUAGAAAGAAAGCGCAACAAGAAAGCGCACACGUAACAAGAGAUGGGUUCGCCGCAGAACAGGCACAAGCCGGAGAGACAAACCGUAGGAUCACUUCCCACAUCCUGGGUCACACCAGCGGUGUCGCCGACUUGGCUGGUGAGCUUGUUUUGAUAAACGCAGUUGGAUGUUGCGGGCUCGCCGACAUGGCAGGUUCGGCAUGUAAACUGCAGGCGGUUGUUGAUGCGGUCUUCCUUCGGGUAGAGCAAGUUGGAGCAUUCGCGGCAGAAGCGGAAAUGGACCUGUUCGGUCUGCUUGUUAUCGCCAUCGGCGGACGGAGACGGACUGGCAGACAUUUCUGCGGUGUAGAGUCGAAGAGAGCGGGGAGGUUAUUUACCUCAGUUCGUACUUCUGAACAGCUGCUGAAGCUCGCAGACGAAAUGGCAAACACGGGUCUUCCAGCAGGAUGGGAAGUUCGCCAUUCGAACUCCAAGAACCUUCCAUACUACUUCAACCCCGCCACCAGAGAGUCGCGAUGGGAGCCCCCAGCGGACACGGACAUGGAAUCUCUCAAGGUGUACAUGGCUAAAUACCAUAGCGGCGCCGGUGCUUACCCAGAAGCUCCCAGUCAAGACGGCAAGAUCCGUUGCAGUCAUCUUCUAGUCAAGCAUAGAGACAGUAGACGGCCGAGCAGCUGGAGGGAGGCUGAAAUUACUCGAACAAAAGAGCAGGCGCGCGAAAUUCUGCGCGGUCAUCAGGAGCGCAUCCUGCGGGGGGAGGUCCGAUUAGGAGAUCUUGCAACGUCCGAGUCGGACUGCAGUAGUGCUAGGAAGAGGGGUGAUCUUGGCUUUUUCGGUCAUGGUGAAAUGCAAAAAGAGUUUGAAGAAGCAGCGUUCGCCCUGCAACCAGGCCAAGUUAGUGACAUUGUUGAGUCAGGAUCUGGUCUUCACCUCAUUGAGCGGCUUCAAUAA